UCAGAAUAGUGAAGCUGUUCAGGACGCCAUCUGCUUUAAGUGAACCAUUUACAAUGAAAGCUAUGUUCUACAUCACCCUUUUCUUUUAUCUUGUGGGCAUUCAUUCCACCCUGAAGACCACCCUAGAACAAGAAGAUGUGAUCAGGAUCCACAGCCUUCACGUGACUUCGCUGGUCACAUCGCGCUUCUCUCGCACAAUCAUCACCAGUAUGUCAUCCAACCAAGCUAAUGUAUCGAAGGAGGUGUCCUUUGAUGUGGAGCUGCCUAAAGAAGCCUUUAUCAGCAAUUUUAGUUUGACCAUUGAGGGAAAGGUAUAUGUUGGAGUGGUGAAGGAGAAGGGAGUUGCUCAGAAGAUCUAUACUGACUCCGUUUCACGUGGACGCACAGCUGGAAUUGUGAAAGCAUCGGGGAGGCUGUUUGAGAAAUUUGGUAUUUCAGUAAAUGUGGCCCCUAAAAGUGAAGUUGUCUUCAUGUUGACCUAUGAGGAGCUGCUUAGGAGAAAAUUUGGACAGUAUGAGAUUCUCUUGAAGAUUAAACCAAACCAACUCGUGGAGGAUUUCCAGAUUGAGGUUCACAUCGAUGAGACAAGGGCUUUAAGAUUUCUGGAUGCUGACGCUACAUUUCUUACAAAUGACCUGAGGCAAAUGGUGGAAAAAUCAUAUUCUGACAAUAAGGGCCAUGUCUUCUUUAAGCCUUCUUUGGAUGUUCAACGUUCCUGCUCUGAAUGUACGAGCACCCUUCUGAAUGGGGAAUUCAUUGUCAAAUAUGAUGUUGAUCGCUCAAAUGAUCUGGGUGAAAUCCAGAUAAUAAAUGGCUACUUUGUACAUUUUUUUGCACCUACAAAUUUGCCUCAGCUCCCGAAAAAAAUAGUGUUUGUCAUUGAUGUCAGUGGAUCUAUGUCAGGACAGAAAAUUAAGCAAACUAAAAAAGCCAUGUUGAGAAUAAUAGAGGACCUUAACCCAGAAGACAAUUUCAACAUAGCCAUCUUUAACUCUACGGUGGUUUAUUGGAAACAGUCUCUUGUCAAGGCUGACAGGAUAAAUGUUGAGCAUGCAAAGAAAUAUAUCACCUCAUUAAGUGCUGGUGGAGGGACCAAUCUGAAUGAGGCUCUAUUGAGUGCAGUAAGGCAAAUUCUUCAAACGAGUCCAACAGGUGUUAUACAAGGGUCUAGUGCCCCAAUGAUUAUUAUGCUAACAGAUGGAGACCCCUCUGUAGGGGAAACACAGGAUGACAAGAUCCAAGUAAAUGUGAAACAGGCCAUCAAUGACCAAAUCUCUUUAUACUGCCUGGGUUUUGGUCAGGAUCUUAAUUACAAGCUUCUGCAGACCUUGGCUUUGGAAAAUGGGGGUGUUGCCCGAAGGAUCUAUGAAGAUUCAGAUGCUGACCUUCAGCUGCAGGGAUUUUACAAAGAGGUUGCAUAUCCUCUUCUGACUGGAGUCCAGUUGACAUACCCUGAGAAUGUUGUCUCGCACCUCACCAAAAGUACUUUCCCGCUCUAUCACAAAGGGUCAGAAAUCAUAGUAGCUGGGAAGGUCAGCGAUAAUGAGCUUACUGAACUCCCCGCGGAAAUCACGGGAUAUGGGGUAGAUGAACACCUGUCCUUUACUACAACCAACUUAGAUAAUGUGCCUCAAGGAUACAUAUUUGGAGAAUACACAGAAAGGCUUUGGGCUUAUCUUACUAUCCAGCAGUUGCUUGAGAAAGAAAUACUGGCAAAAGGUGAAGAUAAGGAAUACCUCAAGUCUAGGGCCUUGGCCCUCUCCCUGAAGUACAACUUUGUAACACCAUUAUCCUCCAUGGUAGUCACCAAGCCAGAGGAGAGUGACGAGAAACCACCUGUUGCAGCAGAAAAAGAAGAACAUAAAAACAUUCCAAAAAAGUUUCACGCUGCCUCUGCAACAAGAAAGAGCUUUGUCGAUGGAGACCCUCACUUCAUUGUUAAGCCAUCAGAUGUCAAUCUAGAGAUUUGUUUUAAUGUCAAGCAGAGCCCUGGGGUCUUCCUAAAUCUGGUGGAGGAUCCAGUCACUGGAAUCUCAGUUUAUUGUGAACUGGUUGGUAAAAACAAAGAUGGGAGCACAGAUGCAUCAGGAAACACAUAUAUUGGGAAGCUUGGAUUCCAGAGCCUUGGGUUGGGAAUCCAAUUGGAGGUUACUACCGAGACUAUAACCAUCACUAACAGUAAACAGAAGACAGUCUUCAGCUGGAACAAGAUAAGGGUAGAAGCACAGAAAGGCUUGACCCUCAGAAUUUUAGAUGAAAGACGUUUGGCAAUUAUCAUGGAUAAAAUGAUAACCUUUAUCGUUGUCCUUCACCGACCACUGAAGGAGCAGUCCAAACAUAGAGAUUACCUGGGGCUUUAUACAGAGGACGUUCAUCAACUUUCUAAGAACACCUAUGGGAUACUGGGACAAUUUUACCACUAUAUUCCUAUGGAGAUUUCAAAUGUGACUUACAUAUCAAAGGGAAUCGAAGCAACCUUAUCUGUCAGAGGAAAGACGACCAAGGUGUAUGGGCAGCAGCGCAAAAAUUACCACCAAUAUGCCCUGCAUGGGGAAAGCACAUUUUGCUGGUUUAUAGAGGAUGGUUUAACAUGGCUGACAGGCAAAAGUGAGGAUGAAUUCCUUGUACCCACAUUAUACAAAUCCCAGGUGAGUGUAGUGUUUCUGUCUGCGAUUUAUGGUUUAGUGGAAACAUGGGUGAGAAGAGAUCUAGGAAAGGUUUGA
Molecule: messenger RNA, 2723 nt
Organism: Spea bombifrons (plains spadefoot toad)
Lineage: Eukaryota; Metazoa; Chordata; Amphibia; Anura; Pelobatidae
Product: inter-alpha-trypsin inhibitor heavy chain H3-like
Exons: 21
Coding region: 54-2723 (889 amino acids)
Biological process (GO): hyaluronan metabolic process
Molecular function (GO): serine-type endopeptidase inhibitor activity
Source: RefSeq, a predicted model, not a curated record